Molecule: messenger RNA, 1122 nt
Organism: Magnolia sinica
Lineage: Eukaryota; Viridiplantae; Streptophyta; Magnoliopsida; Magnoliales; Magnoliaceae
Product: acidic endochitinase-like
Exons: 1
Coding region: 120-1016 (298 amino acids)
Biological process (GO): carbohydrate metabolic process
Cellular component (GO): extracellular region
Molecular function (GO): chitinase activity
Source: RefSeq, a predicted model, not a curated record
AAGCACAAAGGAAGCAGUCGCUAUCCUACGGUUGCAAUCCUUCUCCUAUAAGAGAUAUGCUCCAUUAGCAUUAUGAAGCAGAGAAACAGCUUAAAGCAAUCAAGCUUGGUAGAUAAAGCAUGGCAAGCAACACCCCAAUAUUCCCACUACUGCUUUUCGUGCUGGUUUUCGCAUUUUUUGGGAGAUCAGAUGCGGGAGGGAUAGCUAUCUAUUGGGGUCAGAAUGGGAACGAAGGUACCUUAGCAGAGACAUGUGGGACUGGUAACUAUGCAUUUGUGAAUAUAGCUUUUCUCCCCACAUUCGGAAAUGGUCAGACUCCAGUACUCAACCUUGCUGGCCAUUGUGACCCGACUUCCAACGGCUGCACUGGGUUGAGCAGCGAUAUAAGAGCUUGCCAGAGGAAGGGCAUUAAGGUAAUGCUUUCUAUUGGAGGUGGUGCGGGGAGCUACUACCUUGCCUCUUCUGCGGAUGCCAGGCAAGUAGCGACGUAUCUGUGGAAUAACUUCCUCGGAGGGCAUUCUUCUUCCCGCCCUCUUGGCAGUGCUGUCUUGGAUGGCAUCGAUUUCGAUAUCGAAGGUGGCACGAACCAACACUGGGACGAGCUCGCUAGAUAUCUGUCAGGGUAUAGCAAGCAGGGAAAGAAGGUGUACCUAACGGCGGCCCCACAAUGCCCCUUCCCUGAUGCAUGGGUCGGUGGGGCCCUUAAGACGGGGCUUUUCGACUAUGUGUGGGUCCAGUUCUAUAACAACCCUCCUUGCCAGUAUACCGCGGGGAAUGUGAGGAACCUCCAAGAUGCAUGGAAGCAAUGGACUACAGCGAUCCCUGCCACCAAGAUCUUCCUAGGGCUACCAGCCGCACCCCAGGCGGCUGGUAGUGGUUUCAUCCCUGUGGCUGCACUCACUUCUCAAGUCUUGCCAGCCAUUAGAGGCUCUAGCAAGUAUGGUGGGGUCAUGCUGUGGUCCAAGUACUAUGAUGAUCUCACUGGAUAUAGUUCCUCUAUAAAGAGCCAUGUAUAAUUUACAUGUACCCUUACAUGGCUUCAUGAACAUAACUUCCAUGUUUCACAUGUUAUGUACUGUUUCGGUAUGAAGUCAUAAAUAAAUGAAAAUAUUGCGACCAUGA